Messenger RNA from Cygnus atratus (black swan), 2859 nucleotides. It is a transcript of the gene GORASP1, whose product is annotated as golgi reassembly stacking protein 1. The transcript has 9 exons. NCBI's taxonomy places the organism in Eukaryota, Metazoa, Chordata, Aves, Anseriformes, Anatidae. The record is from RefSeq and is a predicted model, not a curated record. Gene Ontology annotation, molecular function: protein binding. Bases 185 to 1471 code for a protein of 428 amino acids. Gene Ontology annotation, cellular component: Golgi apparatus. Gene Ontology annotation, biological process: Golgi organization.
CGGCCGCUGCCCGCCCCCAACAAGAUGGCGGCCGGGCGGGAAGCGGCGGCGCUAGCCCAGUGCGGGGCGGCCCCGCCUCACACCGCCCGCCCGCCUCUCUUCGCCGCCCACUCGCGGAGGCCUCCGUGGAGCCGGGCGAUGAUCCCCGCCGCCAACUCUUGAGCCGCCGCCCGUCCUGGUGGGCAUGGGGCUGGGCUCGAGCUCCGAGGUCCCCGACGGCGGCGCCGAGGGCUUCCACGUCCACGGGGUUCAGGAAAACUCCCCAGCUCAACAAGGAGGACUGGAACCUUUCUUUGAUUUCAUCAUUGCAAUAGGACACACUAGGCUUAAUAAAGAAAACAAUAUGUUGAAAGAUCUGCUGAAGGCAAAUGCUGAAAAAGCAGUGAAGCUGGAGGUGUAUAAUAUCAAAACAAUGAAAAUAAGAGAGGUGGAGGUGAUCCCCAGUAACAUGUGGGGAGGACAAGGUCUUCUUGGAGCCAGCGUGAGGUUCUGCAGUUUCCAGGGAGCCAAUGAACACGUGUGGCAUGUUUUGGAUGUUGAACCUGCAUCUCCUGCAGCUGUAGCUGGAUUGCAGCCAUACACUGACUACAUUGUUGGAUCUGAUCAGAUUCUACAGGAGUCAGAGGACUUCUUCUCACUGAUUGAAUCUCAUGAGGGAAAGCCGCUGAAGCUGAUGGUUUAUAACACUGAAGCAGACUCCAUUCGAGAGGUAGUUGUGACUCCCAAUGGAGCUUGGGGUGGAGAAGGAAGUUUAGGAUGUGGAAUUGGUUAUGGCUAUUUGCACAGAAUUCCAACACAGUCUUUAUCGAAGAAAAGGCCAGGAAGCAAACCACCUUCACCCUUACCAGAAGCUGGAACUCCUGCACCAUCUACUAAUGGUUACACAGAGACUCCAUUGUUGGCACCUACUUCUCAAAGUGACAACUCUGAAAUAGUUAUGAACUUGGAUCAUUCCACAGGCCAAGAAAUGAGUGGGUAUUCGCCAGAAAGCUCACUUUCUUCUCCUCCCCCUCUCCAGAGAGUUAUGGAUCCAGGAUUUCUAGACAUGUCUGGUAUUUCACUUCCUGAACUCCCUGACUUAACGAAAGUGUCCAACGUGUCUUCAUCUGCCUCCUUCACCAUGCCAACAGUAGACACAUUAGUAGGCACUGAAAAGUUCAUGUCAAACAGUGAACCUUCUGCUUAUUUUGAGAAUGCCACAACUCUGAACCCUGAAGAUUUAAUGAUGUAUUCUGAAGCCUCUACUAAGCAGCCUGAGUUGGACCACCUACUGCCUACAGCUUCUUCUUUGCCUUCUUUUACUCUUCCUAAUGAAAUUUCUUCAAAAACAACACUAGGAACUGAUUCCAAGAACGAAGAAACAGUACUCUUAAACAGUUUUGAGAGCUCAUUAUCCACUACUCUGACGAAACCUGAUGAUGAAGAAGCAUGUGAACAGAAAGAGGAGGAAGCUGCACAAGGUCAAGAGUGAAAUGGAUGCUUCUUUUGUUUACAGAUGGCCAUAUGCUGUAAUUCUACAGCUUGGAAUAUUUUUCUGAUCUUGAAAGAAUUACGCCUGUUCUAUUUUGUUAGUGUAGACAAUAGUAUAAAAACCAGAAAAGCAUAUUUAGAUGGAAUACAUAUUCUAUUGUCUUCUCUAAUCAUUGUUUAAUAGAUUGAUCUGUGUUCCAACUUUUUUGAAUGCUGUCCAAAAUCACUAAAUGAAAGACAAAACUAGGGCAGAAACCAUUUGGAGACCGGAGUCUUCAAUGGAGUUGAGUAUGUCUUGGUUUCUGUAGUGACAAAGGAAUAGCUUUUCUUCUGCUUUUCUAUUUACGUAGUUACUAUUUUCAUACAAAUCAUUAAGACACUGGAAUAGAACACGGUGCAGCAACACUAAUCUUCUUUGUAGCUUUAUUUUGUUUAUACUUGCUUUUGAAUAUAUAUGUUACAUGGUGAAUACUAAAUAUGAAAUGAACAAUUGAAAACAUGAGGGUGUUUUUAUACACCUCAGGGCCGUGAUUUGUCAUGGAGUUUCAAAUCUGGAGUGAAGGUAUUCCUAAUCAGUAGUUAGCGCAGCUAAUGUGAUGAAAAUCCUCAGUAAAUUAAGGGCGUCGGGUACAUUAGGUAUAAUCUAUGAACUACUGUAUAUGUAGCUGGCAGGCCAGUGUCAAAUUCCCUUCCUCCCCUUCUCAUGGUGUGUUUCUACGCUGCGCCCUAUAGAGAUCAGGAUGCAAAAUGACUGACUUGGUUGGAAUCUAGUAACCAUGCAGGAUGGGGAGUUGCAGUCACACAGCGUUGCUUGCAACAGCUCAGCUUCAACAAAACGGUGUAGAUGAAGUAGCAACACAAGAGGGGUCUCAGAUGAGUACAACAUUUGGUAAACUUUGUCCUUUAUAUUCCGUAAUCUUUGUGUUAGUCUUAAAUACUGUUUUGCCAUAAAAUAGGUCAGGAUGGUCAAAACAUCCUCCUCUUCCUGCUUAAAAGGAAAAUACUAAGCCCUAGGUACAGAUGGUAGAAUUAAAGGAUUUGAAAUGUAGUCUGCGCGGUCUGGGAAAGAAGUUCAUUAUUUACGUACUGCUAAAAUGAAAUUUAUUUUCUUCCCCUAGUUGACUGAUAGAAGAGCAAACAGCCAAACGCUAAAGAUAAAGUAAUUCAAGUGGUUGGUGUGUUUCUGAGACACCGAGGACAUCUCUUGAGUUUGUGUUGUUUUUGUUUGUUUGGGGCUGGUUCUAGUCGUACACCUUUAUCAACCCUGUGGUUAAGCUUGUAGUAGUACACUUAAGUGAUGCUGUACCGUAAGCACCCUUCUGAAAUUUCAGAGCAGGAAAUGUCAAAAUUAAUUUCAAAUGUCACAGGAAUAAACAGCUUAAUGCUUCA